AUGAAGUUCAACACCGUUGCCGUCACCCUGGCCACGGCGGGUUCUAUGGUUGCUGCGCAGCACCAGCACCAACACCGCCAUCACCACAAGCGUAUUCCCGAGGUUGUCACCGUUGACGGUCCUACCGUCAUCGAGUACGAACUCAACAACGAGCUGAUCUCUGCCGCCGAUGUGUGCAAGGGUAUUAGUGAGGGUUACUUGAAGUGGGCUGAUGGCAAGCCCCCAGGGGAUCCUUGCACGACCAGCACCAGCACCAGUACCACUGCCACCUCCUCCCUGGCUCCCACCGUCGUUGCCGCCGAGUUCAUUGAGACUUCCUCCUCGUCCACGACGACUACAACUAGCAGCACGACCACCACCACUACUACCACGACCACUAGUACUACCACCAGUACUACCACUAGUACGACGACAUCCACCACUACCACCUCUUCGGUCGUGGCCACCGCCACUUCUAGCACCAGCACUGCCACUGGAAUCGAUGCGUCUUUCCCCGACGGUGAGAUCGACUGCGGCACCUUCCCCUCCGACUACGGUGCUGUUGCUCUCGAUUACCUCGGAUUGGGUGGCUACUCUGGAAUCCAGUACCUGUCUUGGGCCGAUGAAGUCAUCAGCGAGAUCGUCACUGCGGUCAGCGGUGAUGCUUGCACCAGUGGUGCGAUGUGCUCUUACGCCUGCCCUCCCGGUUACCAGAAGUCCCAGUGGCCUUCCACUCAGGGCUCCACUGGCCAGUCGAUUGGUGGUCUUGAGUGCAAGAAUGGCAAGCUGUACCUGACCAACUCAGACCUCUCUGACAAGCUUUGCGUUGCUGGUGUUGGUGGCGUCAGUGUUAAGAACACCUUGAGCGAGCAGGUUGCCGUCUGCCGUACCGACUAUCCUGGUACCGAAUCUGAAACCGUUCCCCUCAGCCUUUCUGCCGGCGCCACCCAGCCUCUGACCUGCCCUAACGGUUCUACUUACUACAAGUGGGAGGGCAAGACCACUUCUGCCCAGUACUACGUUAACCCCAAGGGUAUUUCAACCAGUGAAGGUUGCCAGUGGGGUGAUGGUAGCUCCGCUAUUGGUAACUGGGCCCCCAUCAACCUUGGUGUUGGUGAGAACAACGGCAAGUGGCUUUCUAUCUUCCAGAACAGCCCCACCACUACCGAGGCGCUCGACUUCAAUGUCAAGAUCCAGGGAUCCGACCUCAGCGGAUCUUGCAAGUACGAGAACGGUGUUUUCUACUCGGAGUCUGGCUCCAACGACUCUGGCUGCACGGUAAGCGCUCUCCCUGAUUUUCUUUUCUUUUCCUUUGGGCGCAAUUCGAUACUGAUUCUGUCUUAA
Messenger RNA from Aspergillus ochraceoroseus IBT 24754, 1323 nucleotides. RefSeq names its product SUN family protein UTH1 (gene sun1). Gene Ontology annotation, cellular component: fungal-type cell wall; cell surface. Lineage: Eukaryota; Fungi; Ascomycota; Eurotiomycetes; Eurotiales; Aspergillaceae. The coding region runs from base 1 to 1323 and encodes 440 amino acids. Gene Ontology annotation, biological process: fungal-type cell wall organization. The record is from RefSeq and is a predicted model, not a curated record. The transcript has 2 exons.